AUGUCCACUCUACAUGAAUUUGAUUAUGAACCUGAAUCAAUUGAUUCUUUUAAUCCAUUAAUUAAUCAAUCAAAUCAAUCAAUUAAUCAAAUUGAUAAUAUGUAUGAAUUAUUAUUACAAAAUAAUAAUAACAAUGAUCAAGAUGAUCAAUCUUCAAUCAAUUCAAUGAAUUUUGAUAAUUAUAAAUAUUCUUUCCCAAAUUCAAGUGUUUCAUCAAUCAUUCCAAAUAACAAUACAACCACCACAAUUAAUCCAAAAAAAUUAAAUUCAAGAACAAAUUCAAUUGAUAUAAAUUUUAAUUUAAAUUUAAAUGAUGAAGGUCCAUUAGAUCAAAAUGAUAAUAACAAGUCAAAUUGGUUAAUGAAUGAAGAAUUUAAAAAUGCAAUUGCAACUUGGAUAAAUCAAAAUGAAAAAUCAAAUACCACCACUACUAAAAAAUCAAAAUCAAAUUCAAUAUCAUAUCCUUCUCUAAAUUAUCAAAAAACUUCAAUAACAAAAAGAAGAAAAUCAGAUUCAAUCAUACCACAAUUCCCAACAACUUCAUCAUCAUCAUCAUCAUCAACUCCUUCAUCAUCAUCUUCAUUAAUUCCUGAAACUUCAUCAAUCAUAUCAAUAAACCAAGAAUUUAAUGAAUUAGAUGAAGAUGCAAAACCUUUUAAAUGUGAAGAAUGUCCUAAAGCUUUUAGAAGAUCUGAACAUUUAAAAAGACAUUUUAGAUCAGUUCAUUCAAAUAUUAGACCAUUUCCUUGUAAAUUUUGUGAAAAAAAAUUUAGUAGAAGUGAUAAUUUAGCUCAACAUUUGAGGACUCAUAAACAUUAA
Messenger RNA from Hansenula ciferrii, 819 nucleotides. RefSeq names its product stress-responsive transcriptional activator MSN2. Gene Ontology annotation, cellular component: Tec1p-Ste12p-Dig1p complex; nucleus; Ste12p-Dig1p-Dig2p complex. The transcript has a single exon. The record is from RefSeq and is a predicted model, not a curated record. Bases 1 to 819 code for a protein of 272 amino acids. Gene Ontology annotation, biological process: sexual reproduction. Lineage: Eukaryota; Fungi; Ascomycota; Saccharomycetes; Phaffomycetales; Wickerhamomycetaceae. Gene Ontology annotation, molecular function: DNA-binding transcription factor activity; DNA binding.